Molecule: messenger RNA, 1113 nt
Organism: Aspergillus puulaauensis
Lineage: Eukaryota; Fungi; Ascomycota; Eurotiomycetes; Eurotiales; Aspergillaceae
Exons: 2
Coding region: 1-1113 (370 amino acids)
Cellular component (GO): mitochondrion
Molecular function (GO): (3R)-hydroxyacyl-[acyl-carrier-protein] dehydratase activity
Source: RefSeq, a predicted model, not a curated record
AUGAAGAAGGCGACGAUAUCACGGCCUCUAGGCUUAGCUAAUCAGCGGGGCAAUUCUUGUGCGAGACGAGGGUAUGCCUCCUCGCUACCGGAACGUUUAUACCAAGAUUUGACAUCCCGCCAGCUUCCUUUAUUCUUUGAUUAUCUUCAUCCUCAGCCCUCCCACCUCUUGGAUCUAACAUUAACAGGCCUCUUUCCCAAUUUAGACACAUUCCCUCGAACACAAACCACUCUUCCAACUAUCAGUCGGCCUUCGCCUUUACCGCCGGCCCACCACCUAGUCUACUUCCCUCCACAAGUCACGCCGUCCCAGCUCUUACCCGACGGCACCGAUACCCUACAUUCUCCUGGUGCGCCUUUCAAUAGGCGCCUAUGGGUCGGCGGUGGGGUUAAAUUUGCAGAUACAAAUAAACUGAUGCUAAGCGGCCACCGCGCCGUAUGUAUUGAGGGAAUCCGCGAUGUUAUUGUCAAAGGCCAACAGGGAGAAGAGAAAAUAUUUGUCAAAAUAGAGAGGCAAAUAAACACCGUGGGGGAAGGCGAGACUGAAAAUGACAUAAGGAAACGAAUAUGGAGGAGUGAUAACAAGGAUAUGGGAGAGCACGCCCCAGUCGUCGAGGGCAGGAACUUGAUGUUCAUGCGCGAUAAAACCGCCGACCAAUUAGACCGGGAUAAGGCGAAGUUCUCUCAGGUCUCCAAAACAAUUAAAUCUCCCACAAACCCGAAGUUUCGCUAUCAGAUCAAGCCUACUAGGGCGCUACUUUUCCGUUUCUCGGCCCUAACUUUCAAUGCACAUUUAAUUCAUCUUGAUAAGGAUUACACACGAGACGUCGAAGGCUAUCGGAACCUACUUGUGCAUGGUCCUUUGACAUUGGCUCUUCUUCUUACGGCCCUUCGCCACCAUCUACAUGGGACUGGCCUGACUAUCAGCGACAUUGAUUACAAAAAUCUGGCACCCCUCUAUGUGGAAGAGGAGUUAACUAUAUGUGGCAAGCCAAAACCAACCAGAGAAAACGCCUGGGACGUCUGGAUCGAGGCAAAAGACGGAGGUGCAGCCGUCCGAGGCACUGCUCACGUUGGCGGCGUUGCAGAUUGGCCCUACGCUUCAUACCAAUGA